AGAAAGGGGGGCCUCACUCCCUCGCCUCCGACACAUCAAAUGUGUCACCAACGAAAAUUUGCAACCAUUAGCUGGAACUCACACACACACACGCCCUCUCUCUGAUACUCAAAUGCUCACGCAAACAAAUGAUUUCUGAGUAAAUUAAAAGAACAUUAUUCUGGCGGUGUUAAAAAAACAACAACAGCGAAUAUUCACCACCUUGAAAUACUGAAAUAAAGAAAGGAAAACAUAUUCCAUCUUUCACUGACAUUUAUUUGCUUUUAUUUCUGUAUUUUUGCAAAAAGCGAAAAAUGUACAAUUUCCAGCCUAGUUUCGCUCGUUAUUCACCGACUCAAAAGACUUAUGCUGCUCGCCCGGCACAUUAGGGCCCAGUAGAAACCGACUCAAGGUGAAAUAUAUCUUCUACUUAAAGGAAAUGAAAAAGAAACACAAAAAGCCAUAUUGGCAAAAUCUAUAUGUGUAUGUAUGUGUGCAAUGUGUAAUGUGUACGUGUACGUGUGCUUGUGAUUGUAAUGUGAAAGCACAUUAAUGGAUGAUACUCUCCGAAGACGCAAUGAAUACGCAACGUCGUAUAACGCAAACAAAACACAACAAAACUAUGUGCCCCACUUGAAUCUCCGCCAUUUCUCUUCAAGCGAAUCAUCAAGAGAUAGCAAUAGCAUCCUAAAAAAAAAGAAACAAGAAGAACGAACGAGAGCAGAUAACUAAUAGCGAAAUACUGCAAGCCGGAGAAGAAAGGGGAAAUCAACUGAAAGCGGUGUGCGGAAUUUAUUUGUCACCAAAAGGUCUAAGCCAGGCAAUGUUGACGGAAAUAAGCCCCCCAGCUUAAGGGGUUAUAGCCACAAUAACCCCACCACCGCCCACACCAACUCACACAAAUAAGAAUAAGAAUAACAAUACGACGAAGAAGAAAAAUUCUUUGAUGACACCUAAAGCUCAAUGUAGAAACACACAAAAAGCAAUAUUUUAUGACCCAAUUACCAAUUUUAAUACGAAUACUAAUAAUUACAAGAAAAACACAAAAUAAUUAUAACAACAACUGAAAAGAAAAAAACGUAACAAAAAAAAAAACCAAAACAAACAAAUAAUUAAUAUCAAAAAUGCCUUUCGGCCGUAAAUCACCAUUCGAGGCCCUGGCCCUGCCAGGCGUCAUUUUAGCCUAUAAAUAUAGUCAAUUUCGUCAGAGACGUCGAGAAGCUGCCAGCCGAAGGGUUACGGAGCGAGAGCUGUCAGCAUUGCAUCAUAAAAUCGAUAAACUACUUAGCAAACUAGAGGAAAGCGAACCAGAUCCACCUACAUCCCAGGAAGAUGAAUGUGUUAUUUGCAUCAAUGCCCGGGCGACCAUGCAGACAUCACCUUGUGGUCAUCGUGUCGUAUGUCGGCGAUGUUUCGUCAAGACCAUUCAGAGUGCGGUGGCACAACGUUUGUUGCCGCUGCGCUGUGUUAUUUGUCGGGCCCGUGUCAAUCGGCUGACAUCAUCCAGUGGAACAUGGCGUAUUCAGGAAUCAGCCAGCAGCUAUUCCAUGGGUGGCAAAAGCUGGGCUUCCGUCGGUGUGUCCGCCGACGGUGUAGCCCCCUCGGCCAGUUCGUAUUCCAUGAAUGAUGCCCACAGCGGUCAUCACAGUUUCCAUUUGCAUCCCUCACGCUUUCCCCGUAGCCCAAAUGGUCGUGUCUCCCAAUCGGAUAGCCUGUAUUCGAUGAGUUCGACCGGUUCGUCGUCGGCAGCUUCUGUAUUCUCGAAAACGUCUUCCAUUUCAAGUGAUUUGUGUUCACCAGCCUCGCCUAUAUCGCCGACAACUUGCUCGUAUAAUCAAACAUCGAUGGUGUUGAACAACCAUUUGGCACCGCCCACACCAAUCAUAUCACCCCACUCGCCAACUUCCACAUCGGGUUCGGGUACAUCCGGAGGUUCACUGUCACCCAAGGAUUUGCAUGUGCACUCGCAUCACAGCGGCUGUCCUAGUGGUUGCUCUGGAGCCAUACCUAGGAAACCUCUAAAAUCGUUAAGCAAUUCAUCUUCCAGUGGUUCGUGUAGCAGCAGUAGCGGCAGCACUUCCUGCAAUCAAUAUGUGGCACCCUCGACACACACCUAUCCGGGGAGGAGACACACCAAGGGAAAAUUGGUGGAACUGCAAAAUCGCCUACCGCCCAUCAAGGAAUUCCGCAGUCCAGCCAAGGUGCCACAUCCAUCACCGGUCCACAUAAGUAAUCCAAGAUUUCGUUAUGCUUCCUACACAAAAACCACGCACGACAAUGCCAGCAGCAAGGAACCUCCAUCGCCACCCAAAAGACCCAUGAACAUUCACAUUAGUGCUUCCCACAAUACUUUGGCUCCACCACCCUUGAAAGCCGGUGCUAAUGGCAAAAUUAGCCCUUUGGCAAGCAAACAUCAGCUAUCGAAGUCAGCUCACAGCGUUUCAGCUGGCAAAGACAAGAAAACUUCCUCCGCCUACUCGAGCUUGGAUAGCACAAAGAACAAUAAUUCGGCUAAAAUUAGCCACAACAACAAAACGGCUGCCUCCACAAAUAAUAUUUCGCUAACGAAAUCUUCCUCCGCUUCUACAUCCGGUCGUCAUAGCCAGUCAUCAAAUUCAACGACAGGGGCGGCGACAACGACGGCCACGACAACAUCUGGAUUUUCCACGAGUAAAAGUUUUCCAUUGUUCUGCAGCAACAACAACAAUAAUCACAAAGAAAAGUCAGACAAUAAGAAAAAUGAAUCGGUCGAACGUAGAAAGGAGGAAAAACUUAAAUUGAAAGCAGACAAAGAAGCAAGAAAGGAAGAAAAACGCCUGGCCAAGGAGGAAGAACGCUUGGCAAAACUUAUGGCCAAAGAGGAGAAGAAGAAAAGUAAAAAAGAAGCCAAGGAACUGCUGUUAGCACACGAUGGCAAUUGCAAAAAAUAGAGCUAAGAUUAAGUAAAGCAAUUAGAGAAAAACCAAAAAGAAAAACACGACAAAGAUAAAUGUAGUAAUGAAUAUGCUUUGCAAAGAAAAAAGAGGAAACCUUAUACGUGAUAUUAAAAGGGAAUAUGGUGUGUAAAUACAGGAGAACUAACAAACAAGCAUAUAUGAUGGGGUUUUAUGUUCAACAUGUGGGAUUAUUUAAAAAAAAAAUGAUUUUGAAAGAAAAAAUCUGGCAUGUUAAAGAGUAAUUCAUUUUAUCUCCAGUUUUAAUACAAAAUAUGGUAUUAAAAAUGGAAAUAUGAAGGAAAUACCAACACAAAAUCAAACAUCCUGAAAAAUCCCCAUAACUUGAAAGUAAUAUGAGAAAGAC
Musca domestica (house fly) is the source of this 3279-nucleotide messenger RNA. RefSeq lists its product as uncharacterized. The coding region runs from base 1104 to 2909 and encodes 601 amino acids. The transcript is spliced from 6 exons. Lineage: Eukaryota; Metazoa; Arthropoda; Insecta; Diptera; Muscidae. The record is from RefSeq and is a predicted model, not a curated record.